GGUUUCCGGCCGCGGCGGAAACUUCCGGUGGAGGCACUGUCCCGUGGCAGCCGGAGGGACUGAGGAGAGCCUGGAGUCCCGGGAGCGGCGACGAUGGACGACCACAGCCUGGAGGAGUUCCGUCGGUGCUGGCAGGAGGAGCUGGCGCAGGCCCAGGCGCUGAGGAAGCGGCGACGGCCCGAGGCUGCCGAGCGGCGGGCGCGGAGGCCAGAGGUGGCUCCCGGGCGCGGCGAGCAGGCCUCAGGCUACCUGGCACUGGCUCAGGGCCUCCUGGAGGGCGCGGGGCGUCCCCCGGCGACGCGGGCACCUCGGGCGGACAGGCAGGACGCGGCGAGCCGUUCUCGGUCUCCCCCGGCUCGCGAGGGCGGCGCUGGGGGCGGAGAGCAGCUGGUGGACCAGCUCAUCCGCGACCUGAAUGAAAUGGAUGAUGUGCCCUUCUUUGAUAUCCAGUUGCCUUAUGAAUUGGCAAUCAAUAUAUUUCAGUAUCUGAACAGGAAAGAACUAGGAAGGUGUGCACAGGUGAGCAAGACAUGGAAGGUGAUUGCGGAAGAUGAAGUGCUGUGGUACAGGCUGUGCCAGCGGGAAGGGCACCUUCCAGAGAGCAGCAUCUCCGACUAUUCUUGUUGGAAGCUCAUCUUUCAAGAGUGCCGAGCCAAGGAACACAUGUUAAGAACCAACUGGAAGAAUCGCAAAGGUGCUGUGAGUGAGCUGGAGCAUGUUCCUGACGCAGUGUUAUGUGAUGUGCAUUCUCACGAUGGUGUUGUCAUUGCUGGAUAUACAUCAGGGGACGUGAGAGUGUGGGACACCCGCACCUGGGACUACGUAGCCCCCUUCCUGGAAUCAGAGUAUGAGGAGGAUGAGUCUGGAAUGCAGCCAUAUGUCUCCUUUGUGAGGAUAAACAGCUCGCUGGCGGUAGCAGCUUAUGAGGAUGGAUUUCUUAAUAUUUGGGAUCUAAGGACUGGAAAGUAUCCUAUUCAUCGCUUUGAGCACGAUGCAAGAAUCCAGGCAAUAGCCCUCAGCCGAGAAGAUGCAACUGUUGCCACAGCAUCUGCUUUCGAUGUUGUAAUGUUAUACACCAAUGAGGAGGGCUACGGGCAGAUAACUGCAGAAUUUGAAGUGCAGAAACUGGUUGACUACCUUGAAAUAGUUCCAAACACUGGGAGGUACCCUGUGGCAGUAGCCACUGCUGGAGAUCUGGUGUACCUGCUAAAAGCCGAAGACUCAGCCAGAACCCUCCACUACGUCUAUGGCCAGCCUGUCACGUGUCUAGAUGUCUCAGCCAACCAGGUUGCUUUUGGUGUGAAGAGUCUGGGAUGGGUGUACGAAGGAAACAAGAUCCUGGUGUAUAGCCUGGAAGCAGAACGCUGCCUCUCGAAGCUGGGUAAUUCUCUUGGUGACUUCACUUGUGUCAACCUCAGGGACAGCCCUCCCAACCUCAUGGUCAGUGGCAACAUGGACAGGAGGGUGAGGAUCCAUGACCUCCGCACGGAUAAAAUUGCCCUGUCACUCUCCGCCCACCAGCUUGGGGUCUCUGCUGUCCAGAUGGACGACUGGAAAAUUGUCAGCGGAGGCGAGGAAGGCCUGGUGUCUGUGUGGGAUUAUCGGAUGAACCAGAAGCUGUGGGAGGUACAUUCCAGACACCCUGUGCGUCACAUCUCGUUCAACAACCACAGCCUCAUCACAGCCAACGUGCCCUACGAGAGGGUGGUGCGAAACGCCGACCUGGAUAACUUCGCUACGCACGAGCGGCACCGGGGGCUGAUCCACGCCUAUGAGUUUGCGGUGGACCAGCUGGCCUUCCAGAGCCCGCUUCCCAUGUGCCGUUCAUCCUCCGACACCACGGCUGGCUACAACCAUGACCUCGCGCUGGCUUUUUCCAAUGACCGUAUUUAGGGAGUCACCCCACCUAGGACCAGGGAGAAAGAUUUUACAAGUUUAAAAAGGACAGGGGAGCUGUGCACUGGUGUCUGAGGGUGGCUGGUAAGAAAGCAGCCCCAGGUGCACCUGUGUGACAGCGCAGGUUCCUCCCCCAGUUCAUUCCUCUCCCAAAGCUGGAGUUUGUCGUGGCUUAUUCCUCUGUCCUCUCUCCUAUGCCUUUGAGUACCACGCGCUGAUGACUCAAACUUAACCUCAGCCUCCUUCCCCAUGUGCCUCCGGCCCCCCAAGUGAUGCCCCCCCCCCAGUUCGUACACUACAGCUGCAGGCUGGCUCUUUGCCACCCCCCAACACCCAGUGUAAAGCUGACACAGCAGGACUCUUUCUUCAAGCUUUUACCAUGGUUUAGAAUUAUAUAUUUAUACAGUUAUUUCAUUAAUGA
This is a messenger RNA of Lemur catta (Ring-tailed lemur), 2317 nucleotides long. It is a transcript of the gene FBXW8, whose product is annotated as F-box and WD repeat domain containing 8. Lineage: Eukaryota; Metazoa; Chordata; Mammalia; Primates; Lemuridae. The record is from RefSeq and is a predicted model, not a curated record. Gene Ontology annotation, molecular function: protein binding. The transcript has 11 exons. Gene Ontology annotation, biological process: cilium assembly; protein ubiquitination. Bases 94 to 1893 code for a protein of 599 amino acids. Gene Ontology annotation, cellular component: ciliary basal body; centriole; Cul7-RING ubiquitin ligase complex.